CGGGGCGAGGGCCCGGCGGGGCAGGGAGGGGGAGCCGUGGAAUGGCGGACGGGCGGGCCGGCCCGCCCUGGUGGUAGUGAGACCGGGGGCGCGGAGGGGACAGCCGCGGACAGGAACAGUGCCUGAAGCAGGUCCACCAUGCCGUUAGUAACGAGGAACAUUGAGCCAAGGCACCUGUGCCGUCAGACGUUGCCUAGCGUUCCGAGCGAGCUGGAAUGCGUGACCAACAUCACCCUGGCAAAUGUCAUUCGACAGCUGGGCAGCCUGAGUAAAUCUGCAGAAGACAUAUUUGGAGAGUUGUUUACUCAAGCCAACACCUUUGCCUCUCGGGUGAGCAUUCUCGUCGAGAGAGUUGACCGCUUGCAAGUCAAAGUCACUCAGCUGGAUCCCAAAGAGGAGGAAGUCUCCUUGCAAGGCAUUAACACCAGGAAGGCCUUCAAAAGCUCCACAACUCAGGACCAGAAGCUCUUUGACAGAGAUUCUCUCCCUGUGCCUGUCCUCGAAACCUACAGGACCUGCAAUACCCCUCCACCUCUCAACAUCCUCUCACCUUACAGGGAUGAUGGCAAAGAGGCACUUAAAUUCUACACAGAUCCUUCAUACUUCUUCGACCUUUGGAAGGAGAAGAUGCUUCAGGACACCAAGGAUAUCAUGAAGGAAAAGCGGAAACAUAGGAAAGAGAAAAAGGAGAAUCCGAACCGAGGAAAUGUGAAUCCACGGAAAAUCAAAACCCGGAAAGAGGAGUGGGAGAAGCUGAAAAUGGGACAAGAAUUUGUCGAGUCAAAGGACAAGCAGGGCCCUGCUGGGUACCCCUCCAGCAUGGUGUACCAGAACGGCAGCAUCGGCUCCAGCGAGAGCAUGGACGGGAGCUGCUACCCGCCGCCGCCGCAGGCUGACUCCAUUGUGCCACCACCUCCCUCGUUCCCAGAUGACAGCCUGCCUCCGCCCCCGGUGGAAUUUAGCUAUCCUGUAGACAACCAAAGAGGUUCUGGUUCUGGAGGGCCCAAACGAUCCAGCCUGGUCAGCCCGAGCCACCCGCCGCCAGCCCCUCCGAUCGGCUCUCCCUCUGCGGCCAGGCCGGGCUUUGCUCCCCCUCCAGCUCCUCCUCCACCGCCUCCACUGAUGGAAAACACCCCCCCUCCGCCCCCUCCCAUGGGCCCACCCCCCCCUCCACCCUCCGACACCUCCACGUCCAAGCCCAAGUCGUCCUUGCCCGCGGUUAGCGAUGCCAGGAGCGACCUGCUGUCGGCUAUUCGGCAAGGCUUCCAGCUGCGCAAGGUGGAGGAGCAGCGGGAGCAGGAGAAGCGGGACGUGGUGGGCAACGACGUGGCCACCAUCCUGUCGCGCCGCAUCGCCGUGGAGUACAGCGACUCCGAGGACGACUCCUCCGAGUUCGACGAGGACGAGUGGUCGGAUUAGCCGCGCGCCCGCCCCUCCCUCCCCGCCCGCCCGCGUCAGGUGGCCAAAGCCCCACCGCGUCCCUCUCAUCCCGCAGCCAAAGAUGUGCCAAGGGUUUCCACACAACCAGCAGCAUAUCUCCCCUCUCGCUGCCCUGCAGCUUUGGCAGCACUCGGUGCUCUGCCUUCCCCAAAGGUCCCCUCACGGAUGAGGAUGCGGCGUUGGGAUUUAGCUGGAGGGGGUGUAACGGUUGCUUAUUUAAAAGAGAGCUAAACCUCCAGAUUUUUGAUGCCACCAGGCAGAGCACAUAUAAACCCUCCAUCCUGAGGGAUUUUUAAAGCAAAGAUGGAUGAUCCUGUUGUGGCCAUGUGGCCUUUUGGAUGAAGGACAUUUUCAGCUGGUUUUCUCAGUGCAACAGCAGACAGUUGAUCUGAUGGCUCUUCCUUGCCAGUGAAUACUGGUAGUGCUGCAAGAAAAUGGGCUUUAAAUGUCAGUUCUCUGCUGCAUCCCACUGUCAAAUAAUCAGGUUUUUGGCAAUAGUGCACAAUUCUUUCCCCCCUGACCCCUGAGUAUUAAUUCCAGAUCACCCUGCGUGGGGUGCAUUUCCCAGCCCCGAGGGUGCUGAGUGCCUUGGGUGCAGUGUAAGGAGAGACUUUUUUAUUUUAGAAGCUGCCUUUACCUUCCUCAAAUCUCCUGCUUUGCCAAGAGGAGACUUGCACAGAGGGAUGUAAAACCAGGGCAGGAUGCUUGUUCAGCUUCCCACUCUUGGGAAAGCAGAGCCACUGCCCCACUGAGACACAUCUGUGGUCAGCUCUGAGCGGUGGCCAGACCUCGCCGGGCUGAUUUUCUCCAAUUCAUGCUGAGACUGUGUUUUAAAAUUCCAAAUCCAGUGCCUAAGACAGGGAGAUGGGGUGGGGAGGGGUUCUCUGAACACCAGGCACUGUGGUGGUCUUUGGCCUGCCAGGGCAGUUUGAGAGGUGCUUUUCUUAGCGGGGUGACCGUACUUUUAACACAGGGACUUAAAUGCUGGUAUUGCCUUUGCUUCUUCUCCCUUCCCCCUGGGGAGGGGAGUCUGUGUGCCUAAAAACAUCAUGUGUGUGAGCUGAGUUGCCCAUCAGUUGCAUCAGACCUAACCUACCCUAAUUUUGUUAUUAUAAUUCAUUAGUUAAUUUUAAGAGAAUGUUUUUUUCUCCUCACUAGCCCUGUGAAUUAAUUCCCAGGCUGCUCACUAUAGAUCCAGUACUGGCAGGGGAAAAUGGGGAAUUUGAACUAUCUGACCUCGGUUUUAUUGCUGUUUUAUGUUACCUUACAUAGAAUAUGAGCAUAUCUUGGAAACCUAACCCAGAUACCCCUGAUGUGUAUUUUAAUUUGGACAUGACUCACUAAGGGUCAUGCAAAAAGCAAUUCCAAAGCCUUUUUGAGGUUAUGGGUCCAGCUGUUGUGGGAUGUGUGUCCCACUAAGACCAACUCUCCCAUCUUUUUGCCUUUCCUAAAGUAUUUCACCAGCCUGUGCCUGUCUCUCUUCCCUGCCUCGCCUCCUUUAAUGAUGUUGCUGAUACCUGGAACGCUGGGCUCUGCCCGAGGCUGGCUGGAAAUCCUGCUUGGGAGUUGAUUGAUGGCUUCAGCUUGUGCCAUGGAGUUCUUACUGAUUCCUUGUGUUUGUGUGUGUGUGUGUGUUAAUCCUGGCUGGGGCAGAGCUGGCCUGGAGGAUGGGCUCAGGCUGGGACCCAGUGAGGCCCCAGAGCUGCCAGCACCAUCGGGUUUUGUCUGCAGGCAGAUGCAGAGGGCGUGGGCAGCCAGGCAUCCCAGUGGGCUGGGAGCACCUGAGCAGCACUAGUGCCAGGUUCUGGAAGAGGGAGCAAACCCCUGGAGUGCAGGUGAGCUGUGCUGCAGUGGAGAGACUUGGAAAUGCACAGGGGUGGUUGCUGCAAGCUGGGUGAGGGGAUGAGAGAGGCACUGCCUUGUUCUGCUGCUCUCUGCCAGCAUCCUCCUCAGCUGCUCUCUGAGAUGUUCCCAGGAACAACGGGCCCUGAGCUAACCUGGGCUGACAGCAGGAUCACACAGGGAGGAGAGGAGCCUGCAAAUGCCAAACCUGGCUCAAUCUGAGAUUGCAUUAACUAGACUUAGCCCUCGCUGGGAAAGGGGAGCGAGUCUUCCUGUCACCUGAAAUACCAAGAAGUGCCAUAUUCCCUGAGCCCCAUGGAUGCUGUGCCAGGCAGGGCCGUGCCUGGGCGCUGGGGACACGUCCCUCACACUGCCUCUUGCACAAGGAUGCUGCUGUGUGGGCACAGCCACGGGUGGAGGUGGCUCCCUGGCCUCCAGGCAGUGGGAGGGACACUGCCUUGUCCCUGCAAGCCUGCUGGAAACACCCUCUGCUCCAAAUCCCAUCCCAGGGCAGGCACCAAAAUGCAGGAUCCUAAACAGAAGGGUUGUGGACAGGUAGGGGAGGUUGGUUGUUGGAAUGUUUUUUAAAUCUCCUUUGAUUCCUGCCUUUCUUUUUUCCUCAAUCUUUGAUUGCCUUAGCCUGUUGGGGAUCCCUGAGAAACAGCUGCUCUAGAGAGGGACCAUCUCUGUGUCCUUGCAAAAUGGCAGAGCUCUGGGCCACCAAGUGAGCUGAAUGUUUUUGAAAGCAGUAGGGGAGGAGGAGAGGUGCCAAAACCAACCUUUGCAAGACCGAGCAGCUGCGCUGGAAGUGCAGGGCUGCCCUGCCACCUUUGCCCCCGUGCUGGGGACUCCUACUCCUCCCUCCCCUCUGCUGGGGCUGGGGCGAGCCUCAGGCAGUUCCCAAAGCCCAGGGCACGAGCUGUGCUCCCCCCUCAGCCAUUCCCCCAUCCCGGGAGCCGCUGGCUGGGGGCUGCAGGCUCCCUUUUCCCUUCCCUGCCUGGUUAAACAUUCUCCCGGUGUCCUCGCCCGCAGUGCUUGGCUGCUGCUCCCGGCAGCCUCUCCCCCGCCGCCCCCCUCGCCUGGGAGAGCCGGUCCCGGCUCAGCCCGGUGACCUUCACUGCUUCUCCUCUGCUUAUCAGAGCCAGAGCCGGCCAGGGGCUCCCGAGCUCCCACAGGCUGCGGGAUCCUGCACAGUGUCAUUUCAGGGAAAGGGUACAUUGGAUUUUAGAAUUUUUUUUUUUUUUUUCAGAACGUGAACUUAUUUAACGUGUUUCUUUUGGAAGUCCCUGCCCUGGAGGGGCUCUGGGACGGAGCUGCCUGGCAGGGCAGAUGCAGCUGCCCCGGGUCAGGUUUCACUGCUGUUGGAUUUCGGGGGUGCUUUCUUCUCUUCCGUUUUAAACAAAGCCUUGAAGUGGAAGUGGAUCCGAUGUUUUUAUUACUGUAUUAACAUUCAUUUUAAUUCACUUCAGAAACUAACCCAUUUUUCUUCCUGAUUAGAAUGUCAUAGAAUUAGACAAGCUGUAACCCCUCCUGAAGUGCCUUAUUUUCCUACAUGAUAUAAAUAUAUUUAUAAGAGUAAUUAUUCCACUUAUAUCUUAGGGGUUUAUUGCUGAGCAGGAGAUAAGGUGGGAGAGGAGGGAUGGGAAGUGCCCUCCACAGACCCAGCCAGGCUGGGGGUCAGAAGGGCAGCGUUUGAUGGAUACUCUCAGGGUGCAGGGGGUUCCUCGCUUCAGACCAAAGGAGUUUCAGCAGUGAAACUCUGCUUAGAAAGAAGAAAAAAGGACGAAAAACCCCAAACAUGUGAGCAAAAUACUGUAGAUUUGUCAGGUUAUUUUUUUACCCCUGCAAAACAAACACUGAUGGCCGGACUCUGCAGGGAGGCAGUGGGUGUGGGGGAUCAGAGCCUGCCCCGGUCCAUCCUUGCACAUCCCAGUGCAGACUCUGCCUUCUGUAUCCCCAUGUAAUGUCUGUGCUUUUCCCUGUCGGUUGCUGUAUAAGCCAGAUUUCCUGCUGCUUUGUUUUGUUGUUUUUAAUAAUCAGCUCAGUAACCCCUGGAUGAAGAUUCCAACUGCAAAUAUUUUGUAAUGUACAUGUAUAAAAAAAAGUAAUAAUUUUUUUUGAUUCUUUUUUAAAACUUGAUAAAAUCUUUCUAUCCA
Messenger RNA from Passer montanus (Eurasian tree sparrow), 5438 nucleotides. It is a transcript of the gene WASF2, whose product is annotated as WASP family member 2. The record is from RefSeq and is a predicted model, not a curated record. NCBI's taxonomy places the organism in Eukaryota, Metazoa, Chordata, Aves, Passeriformes, Passeridae. Gene Ontology annotation, biological process: actin cytoskeleton organization; positive regulation of Arp2/3 complex-mediated actin nucleation. The coding region runs from base 139 to 1419 and encodes 426 amino acids. The transcript is spliced from 9 exons. Gene Ontology annotation, cellular component: cytoskeleton. Gene Ontology annotation, molecular function: protein kinase A regulatory subunit binding; actin binding; Arp2/3 complex binding.